Akanthomyces muscarius is the source of this 921-nucleotide messenger RNA. RefSeq lists its product as uncharacterized. Lineage: Eukaryota; Fungi; Ascomycota; Sordariomycetes; Hypocreales; Cordycipitaceae. The transcript has a single exon. The record is from RefSeq and is a predicted model, not a curated record. Bases 1 to 921 code for a protein of 306 amino acids.
AUGAGCGAGAAAUUCAGAUCUCUUUACCAGUCGGUAAAGAGAAAUCGUACGCAGCAAGAUUCAGACGAUACCGAUCACGAAAUCAACAACGCCGAAGCCUCUCCUCCCACGGACGCUCCGCCGGCUUACACGCCUACGGCCCCCGCGGCUUCGUCCAGUCGCGCCAGCGCCGGCGCCACUACCGCCCUGGGGGACGAUGACCGUUUUGCCUUUCUCUGUGACUUUGACACGGUCUUUCUCAUCGACGACUCCGCAUCCAUGCGCCUUGAUGCGAGCCCCACGGCCCGAGGCUCACGCUGGGACGAAGUCGCCGACGUGCUCCGCGCGGUGGCGCCCAUCUGCGCCGCCCGCGACGACGACGGUCUCGACGUUUACUUUCUCAACCACCGAUCGCCCAGCAGCCGCGUCGCGCCGCCCGGCAAAGCCCCUGGCGGGUACUACAACAUCCGCGACGCCGCCGCGGUGACGCGCAUGUUUGGCGCCACCCGGCCCGACGGCUACACGCCGACGGGCAAGCGUCUCGAGGAGAUACUCGAUGCCUACCUGAAGCGCCUGGAGGCGGCGCCCAGUCCCAAGAGCGUCAAGUCGAUGAACGUCAUCGUCAUCACCGACGGCGACCCCACGGACGACCCCGCCGGCGUGCUCAUCGAGGCGGCGCGCCACCUGAACCAGCUGAACGCCGGGGCGUCGCAGCUCGGCGUGCAGUUCUUCCAGGUCGGCCGGGACGCAAGGGCCAAGGAGGCCCUGCAGGAGCUGGACGACGGACUGUCGAAGCACUCGGGCAGGGACAUUGUCGACGCGGUGACGUGGGACAAUACGUCGCGCGGGGGACCUGGCUUGACUGCCGGGGGCGUCUUGAAGGUGGUGCUUGGCGCCGUCUCGAGACGACUGGACUGGAAGCCCAUGGGUGGCGGGCGAUAG